AUGCCACGUCCCUCAUCCUCCUUCUACAGCCAAGACGAUAAGGCGCAAGCAAAUCUAGGCUACACGCCUUUUGAAUACUGGAAGGGACCGAAACCGGUAGUCUGGGCUGCAACCCGCCAGGCACCCGUCCACAACAGCAUCGCCAAAGCCAAAACCCACGGCCGGAAGCUCUCGAGCUCGCGGGCCGCGGCCCGGAUCAGCGCAAAGGCUCACCCGGGCGGCAACCCGGUGAACUCGCUUAGGCAGUUCGAGCCAAUCCAGCCGUCCAAGCUGUACUCGGCCCAGCAGUUUGUGGCAUCCCUGCAGGCCGCGAAGCUUGCCGAUACGAAGCACCACAAUAGGCACCCGCACGUGGAGUACGUCGGGAGCAGGGGUGACAUUGGCCAGUUCCGCGCCGCUACUGCUUUAGGAGACAAGAAGUCGUCGGCCAGCACCAACCCCUGGGGGGACCCCGACGAUAAGGGCAGGCUCAAGAGGCUGGAGGCGAUCCAGGAAUCCGCACAGAGGGGGUGGGCAGACGCAUCCUACCCCCACCACGGCGACUAUAAGACGCCCGCUGGCGUGCGGACAUCCCACAAGGAACUACUGCUCAGCCGGAGCCAAUCCACCCGCUCCAGCCCUCCCGACUACGCAGAUCUGCCGCCCUUGAACAUGUCCAGGAAAGCCUCCAAAAACCUGCCGCCAAGGUACGGAUACUAUGGCGAUGAGCGCCCCGACAGAUGGUGGGACUUGAGGACGUGGCGGAGGAGGACGUGGGCCAUCCUCGUCGCUAUCGUCGUGGUCAUUGUCAUCGUCGUUGUCGUCGUCGUGACGAUGCUCCAAAAGAACAAUGCCUACCCCAACUACAAGAGGCUUGUCUACACGCUGUCAGAUGAGUACUCGGGUUCAGAAUUCUUCGACAACUUUGACUACUUCACGGGCUACGACCCAACACACGGCUUCGUGCACUACGUCCCCCGCGAGCAGGCCGAGGCGCUCAACCUCACGUACGCGAGCCCGUCGUCGGCCGUGCUGCGCGUGGACACGUCGGUGGGCCCCUCGUCGACGCCGGACGCCUCGACGGGGCGGUUCAGCGUGCGCGCGACCUCGAAGCGGCAGUACGGCAGCUCGGGGCUCUUCGUGUUCGACGUGAUGCACACCCCCCACGGGUGCGGGACGUGGCCGGCGCUGUGGCUCGCGGACCCGGCCAACUGGCCCGACAACGGCGAGAUGGACGUGAUGGAGGCGACGAACCUGGGCGACGAGGGCAACGCCAUGACGCUGCACACGAGCUCCGGCUGCGGCAUGGGCGGCCACCGGCGCAAGAUGACGGGCGAGUCGGUGCACGGCAGCUGCGCGUCCACCGGCGGGGCCGACAACGCGGGCUGCGGCGUCGAGGGGCCCGCCGCCACGUACGGCGAGGCCUUCAACGCCGGCGGCGGCGGCGUCAUGGCGCUCGAGUGGCGCAGCGCCGGCAUCCGCAUGUGGCAGUUCCCCCGCGCCGCCGUCCCCGCCGACAUCACGGGCGGCGAGCCCGACCCGAGCACCUGGGGCACCGCGCUCGCCGACUUCCCCGACACGGGGUGCGACAUUGACAAGCACUUCCGAAACCAGUCCAUCAUCAUGAACAUAGACCUCUGCGGCGACCUGGCGGGCAGCCUGUACGGCGGUACCAGCUGCCCGUCAAACUGCACUGAUUUUGUGGCCAACAACCCAGACGAGUUUGUCAAUGCUUACUGGGAGGUUGGGGCCUUCCGGGUUUACACGGCAGCUUAG
This is a messenger RNA of Diaporthe batatas, 1755 nucleotides long. RefSeq lists its product as uncharacterized. Bases 1 to 1755 code for a protein of 584 amino acids. The record is from RefSeq and is a predicted model, not a curated record. Gene Ontology annotation, biological process: glucan catabolic process. Gene Ontology annotation, molecular function: hydrolase activity, hydrolyzing O-glycosyl compounds. NCBI's taxonomy places the organism in Eukaryota, Fungi, Ascomycota, Sordariomycetes, Diaporthales, Diaporthaceae. The transcript has 3 exons.